AUGGCUGGUAGGAGUAUGGCUAUCCUGUACGGAACGGAGACUGGAAAUAGCGAGGAGCUUGCUGGAGAACUCGGCAAGAUGGCCGAACGGUUGCAUUUUGAUACGGUGGUCGAUGAGAUGAAUAGGUUCAACCUGAAAGAUAUUUUGCAAUUCUCUCUAGUGAUCUUCGUCACAUCAACUACCGGUCAGGGCGAUAUGCCGAAGAAUGCAUCGGGGCUCUGGAAGAGUCUGCUACGAAGGAAACUGCCCCCGAAUUGCCUCCGCUCGAUGAGAUUUACCAUAUUUGCUCUCGGUGACAGCUCGUAUCCAAAAUUCAACUGGGCAGCAAGAAAGCUUCACCGGCGGCUAUGCCAACUUGGGGCUCUCGAGUUUUUCAAAGGCGGAGAGGGAGACGAGAGGCAUGAUGAUGGCAUCGACAGCAUCUUUGUCCCCUGGUACCAGGACCUGAGAGCAGCCUUGCUGGCAGACUAUCCCCUUCCUGCCUCGGUCCAGCCCAUACCAGAUGAAGUUCAACUUCCUCCCAGGAUCAUCUUGCGGUUGGCAUCCAAUACAGAGGAGCAUGUCACCAGCCAACCGCCAUUAACCCGCAAGAGGACGUCAGUCGACGCAGGUUCUGCCCCGGAUGAUUUGCUCCCAAUACCUGAUACUUUUAAGGCCCAUCUCGUAACCAACUCGAGGGUCACGCCUCCUGACCACUGGCAGGAUGUCCGUCUUUUGACUUUUCAUAUCAGAGAGGAGGAUAACGCAACGGCCAUCCCCAACCUCCUCCCUGGCUCCACUCUCGUCAUCUACCCGAAGAACUAUCCCGAAGAUGUUCAGCAGUUGAUCGACCUUAUGGGUUGGAACGGAUUAGCCGACCGGCCCCUAGAACGGGUCCCAUACGUCAAACGCACUGCUGGCCCGAACUCCCUCCCGCACAGCCUCCGGUCUCGUUUCUCCGGAGCGUCCAAAGUCCAUACCUGGGAUGGCGCCACGCUGCGAGACCUGCUAACCCACAACUUCGACAUCACCUCCGUACCGAAGCGCAAUUUUAUCAGGGAGCUCGCGGCCUUCACGACGAGCGACAUGGAGAAGGAACGGCUGCAGGAGCUCACCGCCAUGGGCAACCUCCAGGAUUUCUACGACUACACCUCGCGCCCGAGGCGCACCAUCAUCGAGCUCCUGCAGGACUUCCCUCAUCUCAAAAUCCCCUUCGAGAGGACCAUGGACCUCUUCCCCGUGAUCCGCGGCCGUGAGUUCAGCAUCGCCAACGGCGGCGUGAGCCUCCGUGCCGACUCUUCAGGCGACCCCGGCCGCGUGACCGUCGAGAUACUGGCCGCCAUGGUGGAGUACCGGACCAUCAUCCGCAAGCCCCGCCAGGGCCUCUGCUCCCGCUACCUCAAGCACCUCGCCGACGGCGCCACCCUCCGCGUCGGCCUCAAGACGUCCCCCUCCGGUCCCGCCUGCGACGGCCCCUCGACCGAGCGGCCCCUGAUCGCCAUCGCCACCGGCACCGGCAUAGCCCCCAUCCGCAGCCUCAUCCAGGAGCGCCAGCACGCCCGCUCGUCGGCGUCGUCACCGUCCCACCCGCCCGCCCCCACCGUCCUCUUCUUUGGCUGCCGCAACGAGAGCGCCGACUUCCACUUCCGCCACGAGUGGGAGGCCACCCCGGACAUGCGCGUCGUCCCGGCCUUCUCGCGCGACCCCGUCAGGCCCGAUGACGACGACGACGAAGCCACCGCCGCCGCCGCCAUGCCGCCGAUCCCCGACCCGGCGCCGGUGCCUGUGCCCGUGCCCGGCCAGAGCGCGCCCCCCGCCGUCCAGGCGCUCGCCUCCGAGAGGGGCAGGAACUACGUGCAGCACCAGAUCCGCCGGCGCGCCGCCGAGGUGGCGGCGCUCGUGGGCCGCGGCGCCAUGGUCUGCCUGUGCGGCAACGCCGGGCUCAUGCCCCUGUCCGUCAAGGAGGCCCUGCUCGACUCUCUGGUCCUUGGCGGGCUUGUCGGGACAAGGGCUGAGGCGGAAGAGUUCUGGCCCGGGGUCGCUUUCUGGCAGGAGACAUGGUAG
Molecule: messenger RNA, 2043 nt
Organism: Phialemonium atrogriseum
Lineage: Eukaryota; Fungi; Ascomycota; Sordariomycetes; Cephalothecales; Cephalothecaceae
Product: NAPDH-dependent diflavin reductase
Exons: 4
Coding region: 1-2043 (680 amino acids)
Cellular component (GO): cytosol
Molecular function (GO): flavin adenine dinucleotide binding; NADPH-hemoprotein reductase activity; FMN binding
Source: RefSeq, a predicted model, not a curated record